Messenger RNA from Entelurus aequoreus (snake pipefish), 2791 nucleotides. It is a transcript of the gene cul2, whose product is annotated as cullin 2. Gene Ontology annotation, biological process: SCF-dependent proteasomal ubiquitin-dependent protein catabolic process; protein ubiquitination. Bases 125 to 2362 code for a protein of 745 amino acids. The record is from RefSeq and is a predicted model, not a curated record. Gene Ontology annotation, cellular component: SCF ubiquitin ligase complex; Cul2-RING ubiquitin ligase complex. NCBI's taxonomy places the organism in Eukaryota, Metazoa, Chordata, Actinopteri, Syngnathiformes, Syngnathidae. The transcript has 21 exons. Gene Ontology annotation, molecular function: ubiquitin protein ligase binding.
GAUGGAAGGCAAUAGAAUAUUCCAGGAGGCAGGGAAGAGCAGACACAUCCAGCCUCUGACAGCGUACAAACUUCACUUCCAUAGCCGGGAUUGACUGUACAGUGGCUAAGAGAGAGGCGUCACAAUGUCCUUGAAGCCACGGGUGGUGGAUUUCGACGAGACAUGGAACAAGUUACUAACCACGAUCAAGGCUGUGGUGAUGCUGGACUACGUGGAGAGAGCCACCUGGAACGACCGCUUCUCUGAUAUUUAUGCCUUGUGUGUCGCAUACCCUGAGCCUUUAGGCGAGAGAUUGUACACCGAAACAAAGGUCUUUCUGGAGAACCAUGUGCGGAAUUUGUACAAGAAAGUCUCGGAGUCCGAGGAGAAGGUUUUAGCAAUGUACCACAGAUACUGGGAUGAAUACAGCAAAGGGGCUGACUACAUGGACUGCUUGUACAGGUAUCUCAACACUCAGUUCAUCAAGAAGAACAAACUUACCGAGGCAGACCUACAGUAUGGCUACGGAGGAGUGGACACAAAUGAGCCGCUCAUGGAAAUCGGGGAGUUGGCACUGGACAUGUGGAGGAAGUUAAUGAUCGAGCCUCUUCAAGCCACUCUCAUCAGAAUGCUCCUGAAUGAAAUCAAAAAUGACCGCUGUGGUGAGAACCCCAACCAGAAAGUCAUUCAUGGGGUCAUCAACUCUUUUGUUCACGUGGAGCAAUACAAGAAGAAGUUUCCACUAAAGUUUUAUCAGGAAAUCUUCGAAGGGGAGUUUGUGACAAAAACAGGAGAGUACUACAAACAGGAAGCUUCAAAUUUACUCCAAGAAUCCAACUGCUCACAGUACAUGGAGAAGGUUUUAGGGCGGUUAAAAGAUGAAGAGAUGCGAUGUCGGAAGUACCUGCACCCAAGCUCCUAUGCCAAAGUCAUCAACGAAUGCCAGCAGAGAAUGGUGGCGGACCAUCUGCAGUUCCUCCACGCAGAGUGCCAGAACAUUAUUCGUCAGGAGAAAAGAGACGACAUGGCCAACAUGUACACGCUGUUGCGAGCUGUGUCCAACGGUUUGCCUCACAUGAUCCAGGAGCUGCAGGUCCAUAUCCACAACGAGGGCAUUCGAGGCACCAGUAAUCUCUCCCUGGAAAACAUGCCAACGCUGUUUGUGGAGUCAGUGCUGGAGGUUCACAGUAAAUUUGUUCAGCUCAUCAACACUGUUCUGAAUGGAGACCAACACUUCAUGAGUGCGCUCGAUAAGGCCUUGACGUCCGUAGUGAACUUCAGGGAGCCCAAGUCCAUCUGUAAAGCCCCAGAACUGCUGGCCAAGUACUGUGACAAUCUGCUGAAGAAGUCCGCAAAGGGAAUGACGGAGAACGAGGUGGAGGACAAGCUGACCAGCUUCAUUACCGUGUUCAAGUACAUAGAUGACAAAGACAUCUUUCAAAAGUUUUAUGCCAGAAUGCUAGCAAAGCGACUAAUACAUGGGUUGUCUUUGUCCAUGGACUCGGAAGAAGCCAUGAUCAACAAACUAAAGCAAGCGUGUGGCUAUGAAUUCACGAGCAAGCUCCACAGAAUGUACACAGACAUGAGCGUUAGCGCCGACCUCAUCAACAAGUUCAACAAUUUCAUCAAGACUCAGGAGACCGUGGUGGACCUGGGUAUCAACUUCCAGAUAUACGUAUUACAGGCUGGAGCGUGGCCACUCACACAAGUCCCCUCCUCCACGUUCGCCAUCCCACAAGAGCUGGAGAAGAGUGUGCAGAUGUUUGAGUUGUUCUAUAAUCAGCACUUCAGUGGGAGGAAGUUGACCUGGCUGCACUACCUUUGCACAGGUGAAGUCAAGAUGAACUACUUGUCCAAGCCCUACGUGGCCAUGGUGUCCACCUACCAGAUGGCGGUGCUCCUCACCUUCAACAACAGCCUGAUGGCCUCCUACAAGGAGCUGCAGGACGGUACCCAGAUGAACGAGAAGGAGCUGCAGAAGACCAUCAAGUCUCUGCUGGACGUGAAGAUGCUCAACCACAACUCGGAAAAGGAGGAGAUUGAAGCGGAAUCCACCUUUUCACUAAAUAUGACUUUUGUCAGUAAAAGGACAAAGUUCAAGAUCACCACGUCCAUGCAGAAGGACACACCACAGGAAAUGGAGCAGACUAGAAGUGCUGUGGACGAAGACCGCAAAAUGUAUUUACAAGCUGCUAUAGUGAGGAUCAUGAAGGCCCGCAAGGUGCUGCGACACAACGCCCUCAUACAGGAGGUGAUCAAUCAGUCCAAAGCCAGGUUCAACCCCAGUAUCAGUAUGAUCAAGAAGUGCAUCGAGGUCCUGAUCGACAAGCAGUACAUCGAGCGCAGUCAGACCUCGGCGGACGAGUACAGCUACGUGGCCUAAGACCCCCCCACCCCCGUCCCCCGUGUGACCUCGGACCAUGCGGCUUUUAAAAGACAAAAUAAACAAUAACACAACAAGACUCUGGCAUCCCUUUCUUUGGACUGUCGCGGUCUGGCCUGAACCGGACGACAGCUGAGCCCACACACUCCCCGUCCGUCAGACUCGUAGUCGUGACAACAUCAGCGGCGGCGGACGACUCCAGCGGGACGCCGAGGUGUUUGUGACCGGAAAGGACCGUACAGCGGGGCAUCGAGUGGCACGUUCAUGUUAAAAACAGCCUUUCUUUUCUCACAUUUGCAGUUCUUGUGUGUGUUUUUUUAAUGUUCUGGAUAGGAAUAAUAUUGUAAUAAAAACUGCUAUACUGACUAUUGUAUCUACUUUCAGAUGUACAAAUAAUGAAAUGCUUGUCAAAUAAAUGAAAUGAAAUCC